UCCGUGUUUCCGCAGAUUGCCUGGGGACUCCCAUCGUCUACUCGCCGGUCAAAGCAGACCUGACUGGAAAUAUCAAGAAAAUCCGGGCGGUUUACGACUCCAACCCCGCGAAGUUCAAAACGCUGCAGAACAUCCUGGAGGUGGAGAAGGAGAUGCACGGCUCGGCCUGGCCCAAGACGGGUGCGACGCUGGCGCUGAUGUGGUUGAAAAGGGGCCUGAAGUUCAUGCUGGUUCUGCUGCAGAGCAUCUCUGACGGUGAGCGUGACGAGGAGCAUCCGAACCUCAUCCGAGUGAACGCCAUGAAGGCUUAUGAGAUCGCGCUGAAGAAAUACCAUGGCUGGAUGCUGCAGAAGCUCUUCACGGGCUCGGACUAUUCCGUACAAAUCGGAUUUGCUGAAGGCGUUAGAGAAGGGUAAAGAAGUCAAAGAGGAGGAAAGCAUAGAGAAGAUUCAUCAGUUUCUCUCGAGGGUCACCCCCAUCCUGGAUGCAAUUUAUGAGAUGUACGCAAAGAUGAACGCCGAGCUGAGCUACAAAGCCUAAGGCUCGCACGGGACUGGCAGGGCUUAAAUAAGGUGUGACGGGUGCUACCUGUGUCUUAAUCACUGAGGCAGCUGGGGCGGCUGCCGGCUGUCAGGUGACUUUGAUUCUCAUCUGGAUCUGCAGUGGAUAACCUGUUUUCUUAAAAAAAAAGAAAAUGAAUUUUCUAUU
Molecule: messenger RNA, 708 nt
Organism: Fulmarus glacialis (Northern fulmar)
Lineage: Eukaryota; Metazoa; Chordata; Aves; Procellariiformes; Procellariidae
Gene: GLTP
Product: glycolipid transfer protein
Exons: 4
Coding region: 153-416 (87 amino acids)
Biological process (GO): intermembrane lipid transfer; ceramide transport
Cellular component (GO): cytoplasm; membrane; cytosol
Molecular function (GO): ceramide 1-phosphate binding; ceramide 1-phosphate transfer activity
Source: RefSeq, a predicted model, not a curated record